This is a messenger RNA of Lucilia cuprina (Australian sheep blowfly), 1986 nucleotides long. RefSeq lists its product as uncharacterized. NCBI's taxonomy places the organism in Eukaryota, Metazoa, Arthropoda, Insecta, Diptera, Calliphoridae. The record is from RefSeq and is a predicted model, not a curated record. The transcript is spliced from 3 exons. The coding region runs from base 73 to 1845 and encodes 590 amino acids.
GAAGCUCAGAUUGUCGAUAAACGUUAAACGAAUUUUCCAGAGUAUAACAUAUAAAAGUAGAAACGGGGUAUAAUGUUCUUCAACCCCUUGAAAGUUGUUUUGGUUGUGACUCUUUUGGCCAUAUGCCAACCACAAGAAUCACAUUCGCAAUUCCUUCAACGUCAACAACAACAGCAACCCUUCAUUAACAACGUUCCUCGUACCGGUUCAGUAUCAAAAGCCAGUAGUAAUGCCUACGAACGUCAAGUGGAACUUGGCAGACUAGAGGCUUCUCGUGGUGUUGUCAAUGCUAAAACUGUAACGAAAACUAAUGGAGGUUUCGCUAAUGGUGGUACCACCACUGUAGCCAAAAGUCAGGCUAAAUCGAAAGAAGUCAGUUUAGGUCGUUUGGAUAUUGGUAGUACUCUAACACGCACAAAGACUAUGACCAAUGGAGCCGUUUCAAAAGCUGUUGGUUAUGAUUUGAAUGUUGGUAGGUUGGGUAUUGAAUCUUCAUUGUCUCGAGAUAAUUUGCGCAAUGGUUUGGGUAUUAAACGUGAUAAAGAUGGCGGCUUAGGUCUUAAUUUGGGUCUUUUGAAUAUUGAUUUAUCACGUAAUCAAAAACAACAACAGCCAGCCCAGGCCCUAACACAUGCGCAAGCCCAGGCUCAGGGUGUUGAUGCCAUUGCUAAAUCUAACAGCAAUUCACAAAGUCAGUCGAAACAAUUUGGCAAACUUGGCAUAACCAAAACCAUGUCCAAUUCAAAUGCCAUCAGUCGCACACAAAAUGGCCAGACAUCAGCCUCGGCUGGCGGUUUAGCGGGAGGAGCUGCAGCAAAUGUCAACAGUUUUGGUCAAAAUAGAAGACGCAGAAACCCUACAUCCGUUUUCGGUCUACCCCAAAGAAUUUUUGUUAGACCCAAACGUAAGGCUCAAUUUAUACCUUUCGCUUAUCCCGGCAGUGACUUUGCGCGUCCAAGACGUCAAUUUGGUAGACCCUCAUUUGGUUUCCAACGCCCCGGUUUCGGUUUCCAACAACCCAACUUUGGUUUCGGUGGUCCACAGAAACAAAACGCAAAUGCUCAAGGAACAGCCAAUAAUGCUUUUAAUGGUUUCGAACAACAAGCCGGUGCUAAUACCCAAAGCAAUCAGGAACUAAAUGCCAAUGGUUUUUUCCAGAAUAACGGUGCUUCCAGUAUUGGUUCAAAUUUAGCUACAGAUGGCAGCAGUGGUCAGUUAAGUUCUGCUAAUGUUAAUCAAGAUAGUUCCUUAACAAAUGGUGGUUCUCAAAGCUCUAACAAUGCUCAAAGUCAAGCUCUAAACUUUGACAAAAAUCAGCAACAGGCUGCUAAUGCCAAUGCUGGCACCAAGGAAACACAAACCGCUACUGGUGAACGUUAUGAGGCCAAUGGUGGUUCACAAUCGACAAAUAACAAUGAAUUUGGUACUUCUAGCAAUAUAGCCAAUACCAAUUCAGUGGUCUUCCAAGAGGGUAACAUCCGUGGUUCCCAAGCCGACUCUAGCAGUCAAUCGAUUUUCCAAGGAAAUAAUGGACAAAAUGCUGGAGCCCAAACUAAUUCUAAUGUUAAUUCCGUACAAGGACCCAAUGGAUUUGUCAGCAACAGUGCCAGCAGUAAUGCCUCGGCGGUUAGUCGUGGUGGUCAAUCGGCCAAUGCGAAUGCUGUAGCUUCUGCUAACUCAAAUUCUAAUGGCAGAGGUGGCAAUGCCUUUACAAAUGCCAACAGUAAUGUUGGUGGUUUCGGCGGUUUUGGUGGCUUUGGCGGUGCUAAUGCCAAUAGUGGAGCUUUUGGUAACUUUGGUGGUGCCCAAGGUUUUGCCAACGGUCAAUCGGGAUUCCGAGGUUAGAAUAAUUACGUUAUUAAAUUCUUGAUAAUAUGCACUGUGUGUAUGUGUGUCACUUUAACUACAUGCGAUAAAUACUUUAAAUUAUUUUUAAACAAUAAAAUGUUAAUUAUAUAUUUUUUUAAUAUUUUUUUAUAUAAAUUA